This is a messenger RNA of Adineta steineri, 1638 nucleotides long. The record is from the annotation of a GenBank genome assembly. Lineage: Eukaryota; Metazoa; Rotifera; Eurotatoria; Adinetida; Adinetidae.
AUGACAACCAAUCAUAAGCCAUCGUCAAUUAUUGCUAAAUGUUCAUCAUGUUCUAUAAAAACUAAUCUAUUUGUAUGUUCACAUUGUGAUGAAGUUAUUUGUCAAAAAUGUUUUGAUAAACAUCAAGUAAAUCUAAAUGAAACAUUAAAAGAACACUGGAAUUUAUGUAAAAGAAAAUACAUAAAUUUAUGUCAACAAUCAGAUAAUUAUGAUAAAGAUAUGAUAAAUGUUGAAAAUGAAAUAGAUCAAGUAAGAUUAAGGAUUAAUAAACGACGUAUGGAUUUAGUACAUUUAAUUGAGAAUGAAAAAAAUAAUUUAUUAAAUAAAAUAGAAGAGUAUAUUCAAUUUAAUUUAUCAAAUACACAACAUACAGAUCUCCAACAAUUAUAUGAUUCGAUUAAUCAACGAUUGAAUACUGUAUUUCAAGAUCCGAAUACAUUUAAUAAUAUGGAUGAAUUUUGUUUGGAAAUAAAACAUUUGAAUACAUUAAUUUAUAAUCGAGAAAAACAAUUACAGACUAAUUCACUCAAAUACCCUCAUUUAUCCCCUCCAAAAUCGCUAAGUAUAUCCGAUGUCUUUGGCCAAUUACAAUGGAAUUCUAAACCAAUGUCGGAUCAUAAUUUGACUAAACCAUUGAUUAUACAUAAUCGUUCAUUAAAUUCAACCGUAAAUGAUCAUAUUUCUACUGAGACUAAUGAUGGAUUGCAAGAGAAAUCAACAAUCAUACCAGAGGAUACAGCAACAUUACCUAUAAUACAAAGACAAAAACAAUGGACAACAGAUACAGCAGGUGUACCUCAUUUUCUAUGUGUACUUUCCAAGAAAAAUCAUCUUCUUUUUGCUUGUGAUAAAUUUGGUUCUAUUGAUCUAUAUCAAUUGGAUAGUAAUACACCAAAGAAUGGUCCUCGUCGUUUACGUCAAUUUGAACUUUUUCCGGGAAAUACGACGAGUAAACAACCACAGAUUAUUGAAACAUUUACUGUCUAUACACCAUUUAUUGUAGUUGCAACUCAUUUGAGUGAUCAAACUGAUACAAGUUCAAUCUAUUUUUUUGAUCAUCGUGGUUAUCAACAAGGUGAUACAUGUUUACAAAAUUUUCCUGUUCGACAAUUAUCAGCUGAUGUUGCUUUUAAAUGUCUAUGGGGAGUUGAUCGUCAUCAACAUUCAAUUUAUUAUAAUCAAUUACCUAUGAAUGUUCAACAAAUUCCAGAAUAUAUGAAACAACGUGAAGAAUUUCUUAAAUUUGGUCGUGAUUUUGAACCAAUUAGAAUAACUCAAAAUCAAACAUCAAUUGCUACUGUUGAACGUAAUUCACAAAGUGCAUAUAUAUAUGAUAAACAAUCAAAAAAACAAAUUAAUGAAAUUGAAAGUCUAUUACGUACAAAAGGAGUAUUUCGUUUAUGGAAUGCUUUACUUCGUGAUGAUAAAUCCAUGGUGCUUAAACUUGAUGAAGAUUUACCUCCAAAUAGUCGUCCAUCUUUAAUAAAUCAUCUUAUUAUUGAACUUGAUUCAAAUGGUGCUGUCAUGUCUCAAAUUGAACGUACAUCUGUUUUUGGUUUUGCGAUUGGACCAAAUAAUGAAAUUUUACUUGGUUGUAAAAAAUAUCAACAAAAUGGAUUAAUUGAAUGCUAUAUUUAA